Rotaria socialis is the source of this 1446-nucleotide messenger RNA. The record is from the annotation of a GenBank genome assembly. Lineage: Eukaryota; Metazoa; Rotifera; Eurotatoria; Philodinida; Philodinidae.
AUGCUGUUCAUAAUUGUCAUCCUAGCUGUUGGAUUUUCUAAGAUUGAGACAUGCCCAAUAUUUUGUCGAUGUUAUUCUUCAUUCGAUGGUUUUCAUAUAACAUGUCAAAAUACAGAACUUUACGAAAUACCAUUUAAUUUAACAAAAUUUCUUCAAACAACAGAGCACCAAAAUUUAAUUGUUGACUUAAGUCUUAAUUUUCUUUCAAUAUUACCAUGUAAUUUUCUUCAAAUAUCAUCCAUAAUCACAUUAAUCUUAACUAAAAAUCGUAUAGAAUCAAUUCCAUUAUGUUUUUCUCAAUCAUCAAUUCGAAUGCUUCAUUUGAAUGAAAAUCAACUUCGAUUCAGCCCAGCAACGAUUUUAUCAAGUUCAAAAUUACUUUAUCUUGAUCUAUCUCAUAAUCAUUUACCGUAUUUGCCUCGUACAUUUUUUAAUCAUCUUCGACGUCUUCGCACAUUAAUAUUAAACGGUGAAUUGAUUUUAUUUGAGAAAAACAACGAUCAAUGGAUUCGCUCUUUAACAACAAGAAAUCAAUUAACAAUUAUAAUCUGCGAUGAAAAUUUUCAUGUACCUUUAUGUUUAUUUAAUAACCUAUUUCAAUCGAAUAGAUUAUUAUCCAUGGAAAUAAAUUCAUUGAUUCAUUGUGAUUGUUCAUUUGUUUAUUUACCAUUAGAAAAAAUUCAUUUUCAUCAUUGUAAAACUCAACAAGUACAAGCGAAAUGUCAUUCUCAAUCGUCUAUUGCUGAAUCCGGUUAUUCCUUAGAAUAUUUACAAAAUACUAAAUAUCGUCAAUUGUGUGCGAAAGAAUAUCAACUUUGUCAAAAUAUGCAAUUAAAUAAAAAUGAUCAAUUAACAACAAGAGAUUUCGAUGUAACUUUAAGUAACCAUAGACUUGAAUCAUCAAUAUCAUAUAUUCAAAGUUCAUUAAUAAAUAAAUCAAUGGCAACAACUAUGAGUACUGUAACAUCCUCAAAGAAAGAAAAUAUAACCGCAGGUGUUAUUAUUCCUUUAGUAAUUCUUUUACUUAUUGUAACCAUAGUCAGUUUGUAUGUUAUUCUAUCUGGACGCCUUAUCACAAUGAAGAAUCGAGAACAAAUGACAAAUUUUAUUAUGAGACAAAGAAAACAAAAAUAUAUAUCAAAUGUUUCUACAGGCGUGAAUCCGACAAGAUUCGAUGAUUGCAUGUCAAUUGAGAAUGUAAAUAUGAAUUCAAAUCCUCAAAAACACUCUUUUCAAGUCUAUCAGCAACGAAAAAAUUCAUAUUCCGAUGAAGAAUCAGAAUUAACAUUUUAUAGUUUGAACAAUAAUGAAAAUUCGUCAACUUCAAUGAUUCAAUCGUCUUCCAUGACUGAAUUUGAUGUAGCAUCAUUAACAUCAACAAUAAAUUCUUCGUUAUCUAGUGAAACUGUUAUUGUUUCAAAUCGAAAUCAACAAAGAAUAUAUUGA